CCCUUGUGACAAGAAACAUCGAAAAGGUUAAGAAGAGGAAAAAUUUAAAGAGUUGCAAAAGAUGGCUUUAUUACAUCUGCAAUUAUUGCUGUUGUUUGGCUGUUUCCUUCAAACAAGCACAUUGCAACCUGCUCGAGGUUUGUAUAGUGGAACUAGAAUUAAUUCUUUAAUAGCUUUAUUCAUCAAUUACAACUUCAAUUUCCGAAUCAGGUUAAAAAAUUGUUGUAAUCUGGACAACGAAUCUGAGCCACAAACAAUUACUAGAUCAACUUGUAUUAUCAUGGUACUAUUGUCGCAAAUUUAGAAAACCCUUACCCAAUUGGCAAUUGAAUUUUUACCAACAACUCCUGGUUAGGUGAAAUAACACUCGGAAUUUCCAUCUACAAAUUCUCGCAACAAUUAGUUCUACUUAAUGAGAUGAAACCGUUUGUUGAUUAUACCUCACGACAUAAUUGAAGCAAUUGUAGUAUGUUCAAUAUUGUUGUGGGAGGCAGAUGGGGGAUUAUGGAGCAAUUUAUGGAGAAUUAUUGCAGUUGUAGUAACCUCGAAGAGGAAAUUCUUUCAUUGAGUGUCGCCGAUGGCUUUGCCAGAAUUGUAGCUAUAACUUGUCUUUUCAAGUGCUUAAUUGAUUUAUUCAACAACGUCCGAAUCACUUUUAAAACGAUCAAUUGAACAUUGCGGCGCUAAAUGCUGUGGGCUGUGAAAGAAAAACAAUUUUAUGUUGGUAAAUAAGCUUUUAAUUUGAGUCUACUUUUGAGAAACACAAUCUGGCCGUAAUUAUCUAAACUUGCUUUAUUCGACAAUUUCCGAAUCAGGUUUAAGAAGAAUGAGUAUUAUAGAGCUGAACGCUGUGCGCCAGUGCAAUGAAAGCAUUUCUGCAUUUGCAAAUAGGAAAAGCUUUGUAAUUUGAACCUAAAUUUCGAUCCUAAGUUUUAUUGAACAAUUUCCUUAUGAUUACUUGCCCACUUCCGAAUCAGGUUAAACAAAAUUAUGUUGGUUGGAGCUUGCGCGCGCGCGCCAUGAUAUAGAAAAACAAUUUUAUGUUUGUACAUAACAAAGCUAUCAAUUUGAACUUAAUUCUUAGAAGCGACGAAGAUAUUUAAAAGUAAUUAUUUUGUGUACACAAAUACAGUGGCAACAGCUUGAACGCGAUUAGCAGCGAGAUCAGCACGAAAAAGAGUUUCGUCCGCUAUGAACCACAGAGUACAAGGUCUUAUACUUUGUGUGGAAAUUACUUUGGUAUAAGAAAAGUUAAAAAAUACACGUAAUGUAGAGUAUAUACUAGUAUGCGAAAGAUACAAACGGUAUGGAAUACAGAACACACGGUUCUGUUUAGAUUUUACAAAAGGUUAACUUCAGUUGCUUUUAAGAAUAAUUACAGAUGAAAAUCAGUACAAGGUUUGUCACUGAGUUCAAUGACCAUCAGUCUUGCAAUCGUGAGGUUACCGGUUCAAUUCCAUUGUGGGUCUCUGGCUCAGGGUUGUUUUCCUGCAACAGCUACAAGCAAAACAAACACAUUAUUUUCUAUUGCAGUUGUUUGCGAUUUCUGAACCCUUUUACUUAGUCAAAGAAUGCUUUAUAGGACGCACUUUUCCAAACCCAAUUUGCAUAAUCUGCGCUGGUUAUUGUUUCGUCAUUUCAUGACCCGCAAACACGUUAUCUAAUAAUGAUGACGAGCUGCUAGACAGCAAUAAUAGACAAACUCAGCAAGACAUUUUGCACACCACGUUGGUCCGAGCUUAGUUGAAUGAUCUGAAAAUGACUAAAAGCCAACUAAAAUAUUUUUCACCCAAAAAUGAAUUCCAACAUCGCGUGAUCUUGACCUCACAUAAUCGUACCGCAAACAAAAGUUCAGAAUUUGCGCAAAGACAAUGGACACCCUCCUGGAAGCGCUCGCUUUUAAUAUAGCUCGCCGCGCAAAAUGCUGAUUUAUAAAUAUAUUGACCUCUGCUAAGUUCAAGACUCAAGUAUCAAUGAAUUCAUGUCAACAAAAUGAUACUUGUUACUAUUAAAGAACCGAAACUAAUCUCUAACUAGCCUACGUGUCUUUGAGUUUAUUGUAUAUUGAUUAUUGAGUUUCCCACCCAUUGGUGAGCGGAUUUUCCAACACUAACAGGCUAUUGCCAAAUUGAUAGGGGAUCCGAGGUAUCCACGAUAUUAAAACGUCCUUAUCCAAUAACCAUUUAUUAAUGUCAAUGUAAAGGUAGCACUUUCUCCCAGACAUUCCAACUCUCCCGAUUUUACCGGGAGUCUCCCGAAAAUUCAUGCAAUCUCCCGAUCUCCCGAUUUUUCAGAAUAUUCAGGAAAUAUCAUAAAAAAAUAUAAAUAUACUGUUUUUAGCAACAUAAUAGUCUGUCUCGGACCUUUUUUGAAGUUACUUUAUGGCAAUUUAUAGGAUCAUUUAUAACAACAUAGUCCCAAAAUGCAGGAAACGCCAUUUCAGAAGACUUAAUUUUUAUUAUUUUUUCCCAGAAGAACUAGAUUUCAAUUCACUGAAAUUCCCUAAAUUUUACCUCCAGUAGUUGGAAUGUCUGUUCUCCUCAACUAUUUUACUCAUGAGUAGAGGUCCGACCAAGCAUUGAACCAAUUAGAUUUAACCAGGGUCUCACGGCUUGAAAGGCAAGCGUGGUGACAAUGAUACCACAAGGACUCAUGGUUAAAAUCAAUAAAUACACAAUCUAGUAAAUUUAGUACGAUGCAAUAUUACAGAGUCACAUACUGAAAUCUUUAAAAUCAGCUCGACAAUUCUGUAUUGUUUGCUAUCCCAGGAUUGGCAGGAAUCCGACUCAAAGUCUCUGGUUUAACAUGACUACUAGUAUUAGGACGCACAAUUGAGACACUCUGAAAUUUAUAAUAUGUUUAAAACGCAGAUUACACAGCACGUGUACGACAAACACAAAUAGACUGCGUAGCAGGACGAGGCAGGCUGAUCUGCCUAAGUCUAAGAAUGUCUCAGCAGUAUAGUACCGUGUGAUGCCACUUACAAAAAAGUUCAGCCCGGUGAGUCACGGAUAGGUAACUUUCCUAAAACAUUGCUAUUGGUUUAUAGUCGGCAGAAGGACCAGAUUUAUGAAUAAACGUUGGACGAACACAGUCACAGAUAAUGAUUAUAUUGUUUUUCUAAUGCGUUUCAUAGCCAUCUUCCCUUCGAUAAGCUAUGCUUCAACUAAUGUGAAUAAGCCAAUUCACGCAACUACAAUUUACGCGACUCAGAACGAGACUUGAACUAUAAUAACAUGCAACUCUGAAACUAGAAGAAUUUGAAUAUGCGCAUAAAAGUGUUCAACUGUUCAAUCAUCAAUAGAAAAUAUAAUCUUUAGUGGACCUUUCUUUAUUUUGCUCCACAAAGAAAGCAAAAUAUGCUAGUACAAAAAUUAUUUGAAAGUUCUACAGUAUUAUAAGUUCUUUGUAGGUUUGCAUGGCGAUAAAAACACAUAAUACUAUUGUUUGUGGAAACACCACGUAAAUUUAUUACUGCAAUUUUUCUACAGUAUUGUGGCCAUAAGUGGAUCGACCUUCCAGUCUAACAACUUGUCAUUUUGCGCAGUCGACUCUCAAUUGAUGAUUCCCCUUAUUACGUUUUCAUAGCGCUUUGCAUUGUGGUUAUAGUGGUAUAACUGAUAAAGGUGGCGGCCUCGAAUGAAAAUAUUGAAUGUUUUCGCGAAUAUUUUGCUGUUGGCUAUCGCGCACCUGACCCUAGCUUUUUUUAAAAGUUCUUGCACGGGUCAGGACAAAAAAUAAGCCAUCUUAAAUAUCAGUGAUACCACUAUAACCACAAUGCAAAGCGCUACGAAAACGUAAUAAGGGGAAUCUAGUAUUGGCUAAAAAUCUAAACUCAGUGGUUAAGCUCAUUUGCAUGUUAGGUUCGGCGCAUGUAAACUUCCACGUUUAAACCAAGGUUCUAAGCUUUACAGGAGAUUAUCCGAAGAGAAAACAAAACCAUUCAGCAUCAAUUGUUUAACAAGGCGUUGCAAUAACAUUUUAAAAUGUUUAUGAAAAUAUUUUUAGCAUUUUAUCUUCUAGUUUUUGUGGAUCUAAGUACAUCUUAUGUCACUUACAUUAUGCCUUAAUUCAAUUGCAUUUUGGACUGUAUUAACGAGUUAAACGUAUUAACAGAUAAAUAUACAUGCAUGCAUGCAUGGAUUAAAACACAAACCAAAACCAAGAACGACAUCACAUGCAUUGUUGCUUUGCAUGCAAAUAAAUAAUAAAAUAAAUUUAACUCAUCUUUAGUUUACAGUUUAAGAAAAAAUUCAAUGCAAGCAAAGAAACCAUAUUACGUCCAGAAAGCCAGCUUGCAUUAAUUUCCAUGUCGAAAUGAAACAAACAACCUAAUUUACUUAGAACCCCGCUAAGUUUCUUAAUGCCUUGAAUUUUUUCCAAACCAAAAAAGUUGGCAAGAAUUAAAAACUCCCGUGUGAAUAGCGGGACAUCAUUGAGCACUUAUAUUCAAUUAAUGAAUAAUCAAAUUUAAAUUGUCUAUUUCCAGAACAAUCUCAGGCAUCCGAUGCAGGCAGUAUUCUACAUUUAUACAUGAAAUUAAGACUAAAAACACGUCUCCCUUAAUAAGGGGGGAGUACACCUGAAAAAUAGGGCGAUAUAAAAUGUUUUAUAUUUGCACAAGGUUACAUCCAAACCCCCACAAACUAUAUAUUAGUAGAAAGCUUAGAACCUGGAGAUUCAGAAAAAAAAAAUUUCAAACAGUGAAAAGCUGUAUUAAGGUGGCUCUGCACCGUUCAUCAAAUUUUCGGUUUAGCUUUAUUCAAGAAAAGAUUGCACUAGCUGUGUAUUAUGAAAUUUGAUUAUUUAUACAUUUUUUAAAUACUUACAUAGGGAUGAUUGUUUUAAGCAUAGAGAAUUUUGAUUGACAAAAAAGAAAAAAAGUUAUGGGUUUGGGAAGUUAGGCGUCAAAUUUUUAAAAGGUAAAAAUUGUAGUAACUUUUGAUAUUUUUACUCAAUCAAAAAUCUCUAUGCUUAAAACACAAAGCUAAGUGAGAGGAGCAUUCUCUGAAAAUUUCAGUGCAAUCCAAUAAAUUGUUAUCGAGAUAUCUUUUCUCAAAGUCUAAAAUAUCCGAAAAUGAGAAAAAUGAGUUUAAAGUCUCUUGUAUCGAAAACACUUGAUUUUUCAUACAUUUUGAAAAUCUUAAGCCUGGAUAAUUUAAAUCCUACCAUUUACUUGGUGUUUUAAAAAGUUUUGUUACAGUUUAAAAUCCUCUAGCCUCUUUAUGUCACUCCUUCAGCUUCCCAAAUAGCUUCUUCCCGUUGCGUUCAAAUCAGUUUCUCUCCUUGGCGUCGUUUCUUCUCUUUUUCAGUUGCCUGUAAAAUCAGAUUUCUUCAUUCGCUGCACAUCGAUCUUGCAUCACAAGCUUGUUUUGUUUUACCCCCAGAGUGAAUGGACAGCUGUUUCAUAACACCAAGUCGACUCUUUGCUCCAAUAUGGAAGUGGGGGGAUAGCGGCAGCUACAGGACAUCGCACUGCUUUGCGGCCAUGUUGUUUAUGCUUUGGAUACUUAGCCCAAGCUAGAGCAUUCAAACUGCCAUUUUGUUUUUCAGUUGUGCCAAGAACACACCUUUGAAGCAACUGUGUUUGACUAAGAGAAAUGACCAACACUCCACUUUCAUCUUCUUCCAAAGUUAAAUUUCCUAAAGAAAUGUUCAUUAACAUUUUUAAAACAAUUGACACAUAUAUGUACUGUAUAUUGCAACUGUUUACAUGUUACACUUGCAACUGUUUGCAUGUUACACAACAAAUAUAUACAACUUUUGUUGCAGAAUAGAUAUAAAAGGAGUUUGCAGGAGUACAAUUUAAACCAUAUGUUAUAUUAAACCAGUUUUGAAGGAUAAGGUAUAAAACACAAAGGGCAAAUUCUUACCUUCCUCACACAUGUGUUGAAUAUUUGAGACAGCAUAAUUGGAUUGGCAGCCUGUAUUCGGGGAUAUUUUCUUCGGUAUAAUUAUCACUAUUGUCAUUUCUGAUUUCACAUCGUAAUUUUCUUGAAGUUCCAAUAACAUUAUUUUGGUUUGAGCCAUCAACAUUGUCUAUUUGGAGAUUCACACGUGGGAUCAUCAUUACUCAUAUUUUGAUCUCGUCUGGAGUCACGAUCUUGGUGUCUUUGCUUACCAGAAAACCUCUUUCCCUUCCUUUUUCGCUUGUAUUAAGAAGAUCUACUCUUCGUACCGGUUAUUGUUAUGAUUUGAAGAAAAGAGAUACAUUUCUUGGCCUUCAAUUCGCAUUGUUUUUGCUUCAACAUGCAUCGACGUACACAAUUCAUUGCAUCAACAAAUAUCAGACUCAAAUUCAAACAGGAGCCCGCGAUGUAAUAGCAAUGCAGGGACGUCAUGUACCACAAUAUAUAGUGUACUUGCUAUACACAUGCUAAUUUGGGCAGUUUCAGCCGAACAAUGGGCAAAAAAUAUAAAAGAGUAAUUUUAACCCAUAAUCGCUACUCUUCACGUUACCAUGACAACAUGACGUCACCAUCUAUAUGGCCGAUAUCAACCAAAAAAGCCGUCUUAGUGGACAAAUAAGCACGGUGACCUACCUUUUUUAUUGCAGAAAAUACAUUGUUAUGAAGUUUUGAAUCUUUUUUGAAAAUUAUUUGAAAAUCGCCAGUGUAAUUUUCAAGAAACUAAAUUUCAGCCUUUAAAUUCAGUUUCUCGAAAACUACACUGGCGAUUUUCAAAUAACUUUCAAAAAAGAUUCAAAACUUCAUAACAAUGUAUUUUCUGCAAUAAAAAAGGUAGGUCACCGUGCUUAUUUGUCCGCUAAGACGGCUUUUUUGGUUGAUAUAGGCCAUAUAGAUGGUGACGUCAUGUUGUCAUGGUAACAUGAAGAGUAGCGAUUGUGGGUUAAAAUUACUCUUUUAUAUAAGAGGAAACAAUCGCUUGGGCAAAAAAUCAGUUUUUUUUAAAUUCAAAUUAAUUAAAUAGGUUUUAGUUUAAAACACUGACAUAUAUUGGAAACUGUAGGGAGCCUCCUUAAUACUAUAGCUUUCUUCAUGCACGAUACAACUCUAAACCGUUUCCCCCUAGUCCUAGAGAUCCAGUAAGGGUCAUCUCUGACUUAUUGAUCCAGUGUUACUACAGGAGGAAGCACAAGCUAGACUAACUUUGUUUAUAUUGGAUAGCUCUAUCAGUUCAAAAUUGUUCUCCCUAGAGGUCCACUAAGGAUAAUCUCUUGUUGGUCCAGUGUUGCUAUAGGACGAAGCAUAAUUAACUAAACUAAAUUUAGUUGUACUGGAUAGCUGUAUCAGUUCUAAACUGUUCUCCCUAACGGUCCAGUAAUGAUCAUCUCUUAUUGCUCCAGUGUUACAACAGGAGGAAACCUAAACUACAUUAACUGUAUUUAUACUGGAUAUAUCAUUUCUAAACUGUUUUCCCCAGGAAUCCAAUACGGGUCAUCUCUUACAAGUACAGUGUUACUACAGGAAGAAACAUGAAUUAAAAUACUAAUUCUAACUUUGUUUAUGCUGGACAGUCUAUACCAGCUCUCAUCUCUUCUUCCUAUUGAGACCCAGCUGUAAGGAUCAUCUCUUAAAACACUGGAGUAACAAAACCUGUAGUGUUUGGUAGAGUCAAACUCGAAGGACUCUUUCCACAUGCAUGUUGUGACUGAAGCGAAGACAAGUAUAACCACACAUUGCAGUAAUCGAACCCUUGUUAUGGCCAUGUGAAAGGCACGUGCACUGACCUGCGCUACAAUAGUAAUGGUUUUAUAAUCUUUUAGCAGAAGUACAGUACGAGGACCAUACAGAUCCCUUUCCGGCGGAAGACAGAAUUGGUAAGCGCUUAGGUUUACAGUUGGCAAUAAUUUUAGGAUUUAUGGACUGGAUUUAGAUUAGAUUUAAUUUGGGAAGAGAUUCAUGGAUUAAUUCUAGGAUUAUAGGAUUAGGCGAGUGUGUGGUAUCAAGUUGAGCGGUUCCACCACAGCGGGCACCACUGAUAUCGAGUCACAAGAGCACAAACCCUGGGUAUGAGCAUACGAGGUUAAAUGAAGCCAGAGGUCAGAUAUUACUAAUGACGAAACCGAUAACCGCCUUAAUUAAAUAUUGAAACGUUUUGAAACGAGAUUUAAGUUAGACUCGAAACUCAUAAAAUCACCAGAAAUUUUACUACCUGCAAUGGACCACCAUGAUUGAGAUAACUUUUAAUUUAGGUAAUUCGGACACUAAUCAAGGAAGCUUAUUGUAGAAUACUACCUACACAGAAUCACUAUGUUUGAGAUCAUUUUUCAGGUAGUUCAGACACAAACCACGACAGUUUAUUGCAGAAUACUACCUACACUGGACCACUAAGUUUGAGAUAUCUUUUUCAGGUAGUUCAGACACUAACCACGACAGUUUAUUGUAGAAUCCUACCUACACUGGACCACCACGUUUAAGAUAUCUUUUUCAGGUAGUUCAGACAUUAACCAUGCACGACAGUUUAUUGUAGAAUUUUACCUACACUGGACAACCAUCUUUGAGAGAUCUUUUAAUUUCCAGGUAGUAAUAGGCACAAACCCCGGACAAUAUUCUAACUCAGUUUUGUCCCCUUAUAUCAACUCUCAUAUUCCACUGUUAAUAUACGAUAGAGGGUAACAUAUUAAACAAAAUCAAUUUUAAUUUCCAGAUUGCGAAGAUCGAAUGAAGGACGCAAGGAGGUGUGUAUUUGAAAAGGCAAGAAGAGGUUGUCGAAGUCAGCUGAUGCAAACAUUUUGUGCCAAGACUUGUCACUUUUGUCGUAAGUAUAAUACUUUUAUGUAAGUUCAAUGGCUUUCGCUAAUAAUUUCAAAGCCAUCCUCCAGGGCAGUCGCUAAGGGGAGAGGGCGGGGUGUUGGAGUGUCACUCCCCCCCCCCCCGCCCACGAAAAUUAGUUUUCAUAUGAAAGGUAUCUGUCGGUUGUAAACUCGUAGACGACAGAACGUCGGUAUUUUGUGGGUGUGGGAUCUUUCAUAGAGACAUGCUUUUUUUAUGUUUUUAAGUACAAUGUUUUUCGGAGCUUUUUUUAAAUGUUUUUUACAAUGAUUUUUUAAUAAUGUUUAUUUUUCAACCUAUAGAUAAAAAAGCUCCUGCCCCUCCAAAAGUUGUGGACUGCAAAGAAACGACAUAUGGGUGUUGCUGGGACGGCGAGUCAACCCAAAAAAGUUAUGAUGGGGAAGGCUGCCCUCCUUGUGAGGAUAACAGAAUAUUUGCUGCCUUAUGUGGCAUAUGGGAAAAACAUUGUCAUAAUACAUCCAAUCCUAUUGAACAUAAUCUAGUCAAGCAGCAGUGUCAUCGAACAUGCAAUAACUGUUUCAGUAAGUUGAAGUAUAUAGUUCUCAUUAAUAAGGGGUGUACAGUAAUCGUUUCUUAGCUGAAUGCUACAUUAUGAAGGACGCAGUGACCGAGUCAAAACUGGCUCUAUAAAAGACGUCUUUUGUUCCUAAAGUUUGUUGCAAAUGAAAACGCUGUUUUGGUGCAAUUAACUUCUUUAAGAGUGGGAUUUGAAACAGUACUAUUGAUAAUUUAAUGAUCACGAAUCAUAUGAAAAUUAGGUGGUUUCUAGGGAACCCGCAGUAUUUUGCAGAUGUUGAAGGGUUUAGUUCCAUCGGGUGAGAUGGCCAAAAUCAUGAUAUUCACUUGAAUCAGCUUAGUAUAUAUAACAUAAGCUCGACAACUCACCUCUGUAGCUCAGUUGGUUAGAGCGCUUCACCGGAAUCGCAGGGCGGCAGAUUCGAUUUCUCCCAGAGGGGCUUAGGUCUAAAUAUGUAUAAAAUUCUACAAAAAUCCUACAACAUGUGGUUCUAUUGAAUGAGGUGCCCAAAAUCCUGGAGUUGGUAGAAUCUACGUUGGUCAUUUUAUUUGAAAAUGGGGGGGGGGGGGAGUUAAGGUAUUCGGCCAGGACUAGGAAUCAAACAGCUGUCACAGAGGUGAAAGGCAUAUGGACUAACUACUACACCGUUAUUAAAAAGUACAUCAUUAAUUAUAUGUUUUCUUAUUUUUCAGUUCCCAAAUCAACAGAACAAACUAAAGUGACCAAGACGCUCCCCCCUGCUAUCGGUCAUUUCGCCAACUCGGAUGACUCCCCCCGGCGUGGAGCUAUUUAUGUUUGGACGAAACUUGUGAAUCCUUUCGCCACAUAUGAUAGACAAUAAUUUGACUAUAUAUAACACACGAGGCAUGGCCUCAGGGGGUGGGGUUGGGGGGGGGGGGGUUGGGCUGGGGCAAAGUCUGCUGUAACGAACUCUCCAUAUAACUGGAGUUACAGUUCGUAGAUACAUGCACAUAUAGUCUAUGAAGAUAUGAUGGUCUGGAAGCCCGGUAAAGUUCAAAGCCACAAAAAAGAAGGCGCUCUUUACAUGUUGAACUGCACCUCACCAUACACAAAUCUUUUGUCUCAACUCCAUUCUUUCCAGACCAUCAUAUCUUGAUAGACUAUGAUGCACAGAAUUUCCUUGACAAGUUCUUUGUAGUGUCCAAUUGUGCCUUUUGGUCUUUGGAAGACCACGCAAGGAAGUGAAAUUGUCGUCCUAUAUAAUAUUCGCUAGAUUUGGUUUCACUUUGCACAAUUACACAUGACCUCUUACAGACAAAUUGUUUUAAAGAUGAUGUACAAUCCCGCUUGCGCAUGUGCGAGAUUUUGUUGAUAUUAAAGUGCGUUCACAGCGUUACACUGCUUUAUAUCCUGUAUUACAAAGCACUUACACAGCUGGUGAUAUAAAUUAAAGGGAAAUAACAAUAAAAACUAAGCUUCUUCCAUAUGGUAGAGGGAUUCAAUAUAUUUCUGUACCUUUUUAAAGGUUUUCUGUAUCGUUCUUGGUAUAAAAUAUAUUACACUUCAUUUCAAACAAAACAUUAUGCAUUCCGGCAUCUUGAAUAUGCAUAUCCAUCGUCGGGGGCACACUGAGUGAGGGGCAUCGCAAUCUUCAUAUCAGGGAAAAAAGGAAUGCGGCUAUUGGGGGGUAAAUUCAAGUCCCGGAUGUGUACUCAUGAUCCCAUUGGUGGGGAAUUUCAAUUUAACCAAUGAGAGCAUGAUUUUAUAUCCGGGACCUCAAUCUGCCCCCCAUUAACUGCGUUCCCAAAUUUUAUCCUCGAUGCCUUUUCUAAUGUAAUUUAUAAUCUCGACGGUUGGAUAUGCGUGACGUCACAACCAGGGUAACAUUAUUUUGCAUCUUGAGCAACUCUGAGGUCAUUUCAAUGAUAAAUCCAAAUUUUUUACUAUUGCCUAUUCUAAAAUUAAAACACAAUUAUAUAUAUUUUUUAAAAUGCCUAGUUGUGACGUCAUUUAAUUCGAUCCAAUUAUAAAACAAGAUGGCUGAUGGCAGGAUAUUUUGGUUUUCAAAUUUCUCGAAAACUAAGACAGUUUGGGAGAAUCUAUAGAAAGGAUUUGUAAAUAAUCUUAACAUUCUUUCAAAGGGUUUAGCAAUUUUCGAGAUAUCUGUAAUACAUUUUUGUGUAGAGUUUGCUCAGGGAAAUACGAUUGUACAUCAUUUUUAAUUAUUGGCCUUUUCAAAAAAACUGAUUCUGAUAAAUUACCCCAAAGUACAUACGGGUGUAAAUGGGGCUUGGAUGACGGCUUAUAAAGUGCGUGCUAAAAUGUCCCCCCGCAUGUCAAUGAACUUUCUAUAAUGUACAGUAUGUCAGUAUAUAUUAAAACUAUAUAGUACGAGUAAAAUAGACUAGCUUAAAACUUGUAAUCUAAAAAUAAAAUUUGAAAUAAAAUAGUAGUUUUGCG
Molecule: messenger RNA, 11694 nt
Organism: Paramuricea clavata
Lineage: Eukaryota; Metazoa; Cnidaria; Anthozoa; Malacalcyonacea; Plexauridae
Source: the annotation of a GenBank genome assembly